AUGCUGGCAUCCCGCGUCCAGCGCGCCCGUCGGGCGACGAGCCUUCGCUGGUUGUCCCAAGCUGCACGUGCCUACGACGUGGUCGUCAUUGGCGGUGGCCACGCUGGCUGCGAAGCGGCGGCCGCAGCUGCGCGCACCGGCGCCAAGACAGCUCUUUUGACGCAGAAACUAGAGACGGUUGGCGAAAUGUCGUGCAACCCCUCGAUCGGUGGCGUCGGCAAGGGCACGCUCGUGCGCGAGAUCGACGCUCUCGACGGGCUCAUGGGCCGCAUAGCCGACUCGGCCGGCAUCCAAUUCCGCAUGCUGAACGCGUCGAAAGGCCCGGCGGUCCGCGGCCCGCGCGCGCAGAUGGACCGCGACAUCUACCGCGCCAACAUGCAGGAAGCCCUUCGCGCGCAAGACAACUUGACCAUGGUCGAGGCCGGCGCCGAAGACAUUAGAAUCUGUCCAGUGACGGGCAAGGUCACGGGUGUCAUCACGUCGUCCGGCACAACGAUCCCCGCCUCGGCCGUCGUCAUUACGACGGGCACCUUCCUGCGCGGCCGCAUUUUCAUCGGCGACAAGUCAUUUCCCGCGGGGCGCAAGCUGCGCGAAGCAGAUGGUGUCGAACCGCCGUCCGUGGGCCUCGCGCUGACGCUGGAGCGGCUCAACUUUCCUCUCGGGCGGCUCAAGACGGGCACGCCGCCGCGCAUCGACGGCAGCACCAUCUGCCUCGACGGACUCGAAGCGCAGCCGAGCGACGACGUCCCGACGCCGUUUUCGUUUCUGAAUGAAGGCAAGGCGCUGCCGCUCACCGACCGCUUCCUGCCCUGCCACGUCACGUACACGAACGAAGCGACCCACGCGAUUGUGCGCGACAACAUCAAGCUGCUUCCGCAGUACUCGGAGAACGAGGGCAAGGGCAUCGGGCCGCGCUACUGCCCGUCCAUUGAUGCCAAGGUCACUCGGUUCGCCGACCGAACGCGCCACCAGAUCUGGCUCGAGCCCGAAGGUCUCAACACGGACGUGUACUACCCCAACGGUGUGAGCACGGCGCUACCGGAAGACCUCCAGAUCCAGCUCAUCCAGACGAUCCAGGGUCUUGAGAACGCCAAGCUCGUCAAGCCGGGCUACUCGGUCGAGUACGACUUUAUCGACCCGCGAUCGCUGCAUCACACGCUCGAGACGAAGCAGGUGCCGGGUCUCUUCCUCGCCGGCCAGAUCAACGGCACCACAGGGUACGAAGAAGCGGGUGCGCAGGGCGUCCUCGCCGGUAUCAACGCCGGCCUUGCCGUGCAAGGCAAGCCCGCCUUUACGCUCGACCGCGCCGACGGCUUUAUCGGCGUCCUCGUCGACGACCUCGUGACGCUCGGCACCAAGGAGCCGUACCGCAUGUUUACUUCCCGCUCCGAGUACCGCCUCCUGCUGCGCCAGGACAACUGCGACUUGCGUCUCACGGCCCGUGGCCACGCGGCGGGGUUUGUCUCGGACGCGCGCCUUGCGGUGCUGCAGGAGAAGGAGGCGCACAUUGCGGACGCGUGGACGCACCUCAAGACCUUUGCGAUGGACCCGCACGAGUGGUGCAAGAUCGAUGGGAUCACCAUCUCCAAGGACGGCGUCAAGCGGUCGGCGGCCGACGUCCUCGCCUUUCCCCAAGUGUCGUGCGAGGACAUGCUCGCGAUCUGGAAGACGUACAACUACCCGCACGACAUCCACGAGAGCGUCCGGUCCCACAUGAAGACCGAGUGUCUGUACCAGACGCAGCUGCGGCUCCAGGCCAAAGAGAUCUCGGCGCUGCGCUCCAAGGCGCACAUCAAGCUGCCGGAAGACCUCGACUAUUUCGCGCUGCCGAUGCUCUCGAACGAGGAGAAGGAGAAACUGUCGGCCGCCAAGCCCACGUCGCUGCACGCUGCGAGUCGCAUCUCGGGCGUGCGCUCGGCGACGCUCCUGCUCUUGUACCAAUUCGUCUCGAAAACCAAAGGCGCCCAACAAUAA
Saprolegnia diclina VS20 is the source of this 1974-nucleotide messenger RNA. RefSeq names its product tRNA uridine 5-carboxymethylaminomethyl modification enzyme GidA. Gene Ontology annotation, molecular function: flavin adenine dinucleotide binding. NCBI's taxonomy places the organism in Eukaryota, Oomycota, Saprolegniomycetes, Saprolegniales, Saprolegniaceae. Gene Ontology annotation, biological process: tRNA methylation; tRNA wobble uridine modification. The transcript is spliced from 15 exons. The record is from RefSeq and is a predicted model, not a curated record. The coding region runs from base 1 to 1974 and encodes 657 amino acids.